CCUUAAAAAGAACUGAAAGAGACAUAAAGAUGCCAAUCCUAGAAAAAGCUACAGUGGAGAAGGAGAAGGAGAGCCACAGCCAAGAUGAGAUGGUCCUACCCAAACUACCUGUCCCACCUCUACAACAGACAUUGCAAAUGUAUCUUCAGUGUAUGAAACAUUUGGUAUCUGAAGACCAAUACGUGAGGACAAAGCAGAUUGUGGAGAGGUUUGGUGCUGCCGGAGGUCCGGGAGAGUUCCUACAGCAGAAGCUUCUAGAAAGACAGGAAAAAAUGGAGAAUUGGGUUUUAAAGUACUGGCUAGAUGACAUGUACCUUAACAGCCGAUUGGCUCUCCCAGUCAAUUCCAGUCCAGCCAUCAUCUUUGCUCACCAACCAUUCCAAGACGCAAGCGACCAACUGAGGUUUGCAGCCAACCUCAUUUCGGGAGUCCUUGAUUAUAAAGCUCUGCUGGACACCCAUGCUAUACCUGUUGAUUAUGCUCGUGGACAGCUGUCUGGUCACCCUCUCUGUAUGAAGCAAUACUAUGGACUCUUUUCUUCCUAUCGUCUUCCAGGACACGCCAAAGAUACCCUCGUGGCUCAGAAAAACAAUAUCAUGCCAGAACCAGAACAUAUCAUUGUUGCUUGUAACAAUCAGUUUUUUGUUUUGGAUGUUGUUAUCAAUUUCCGCCGCCUCAGUGAGGGGGAUCUGUUCACUCAGCUACAAAAGAUAGUCAAAAUGUCCGAGAAUGAAGAGGAGAGACUGCCUCCGAUUGGUCUCCUGACAUCUGAUGGAAGGACAGAAUGGGCAGAAGCCCGGACAAUCCUUGUAGAAGAUUCUACGAACAGAGACUCGCUUGAUAUGAUUGAACGAAGCUUGUGCUUAAUAUGUCUCGAUAGCCCAAGUGGAGAGGAACUUAGUGACACCAACAGGGCACUGCAACUUCUGCAUGGGGGAGGCGGCCAUAAAAAUGGGGCCAACCGUUGGUACGAUAAGCCCAUGCAGUUAGUUGUGGGAAGAGAUGGAGUCUGCGGAACGGUGUGCGAACAUUCCCCUUUUGAAGGGAUCGUCCUGAUGCGGUGCGUCGAAUAUUUGCUCGAGCACAUGAAAGAAGGUGCUAAGAAACUGGUCAGAGCUGAUUCGGUGAGUGAACUUCCUGCCCCGAGGAGACUAAGGUGGAAAUGUUCUCCAAAAAUUCAGGCACACCUGGCAUCAGCAGCAGAAAAACUUCAAAGGAUGGUGAAGAAUCUAGACUUUAUUGUUUAUAAAUUUGAAAACUAUGGGAAAGAGUUUAUCAAGAAGCAGAAGAUGAGCCCAGAUGCCUACAUCCAAGUAGCCCUGCAACUGGCAUUCUACAGAAUGUACGGGAGACUCGUUCCCACCUACGAAAGCGCAGCCAUACGCCGGUUCGAGGCAGGAAGAGUAGACAACAUCCGAUCCGCUACUCCUGAAGCCUUCGCUUUUGCACAAGGAAUGAUUGAUAAAGUAUCGUCUCUACAGGACUCUGAGAAAAUGCAGCGACUUAAGGAUGCGAUAAUGGCUCAGACAAACUAUACUAUUUUGGCUAUUACAGGAAUGGCCAUAGACAAUCACUUGUUGGGGCUGCGAGAGAUGGCUCGUGAACAAUUCAAGGAACUGCCAGACAUAUUCACUGAUGAAACGUAUCUGACAAGCAAUCGAUUUAUACUCUCUACCAGCCAGGUUCCAACCACCAUGGAAAUGUUCUGCUGCUACGGGCCAGUGAUUCCAAACGGUUAUGGCACAUGCUACAAUCCACAGCCAGAGCAUAUAUUAUUCUGCAUUUCAAGCUUCAAAGACUGUAAAGAUACAUCCUCCCACAAGUUUGGAAAAGCAGUGGAAGAAAGUCUCAUGGCUAUGAGAGAGCUGUGCAUCAAAUGCAACUCGGCUAAGACGAGCACCCCAACUAAACCAGCAGCAACCUCAGCACCUCCACGUGCUCGGAAAUCCUAA
This is a messenger RNA of Eublepharis macularius, 1952 nucleotides long. It is a transcript of the gene CHAT, whose product is annotated as choline O-acetyltransferase. The transcript has 14 exons. Gene Ontology annotation, cellular component: neuron projection; cytoplasm. NCBI's taxonomy places the organism in Eukaryota, Metazoa, Chordata, Lepidosauria, Squamata, Eublepharidae. Bases 30 to 1952 code for a protein of 640 amino acids. Gene Ontology annotation, molecular function: choline O-acetyltransferase activity. Gene Ontology annotation, biological process: neuromuscular synaptic transmission; acetylcholine biosynthetic process. The record is from RefSeq and is a predicted model, not a curated record.